Messenger RNA from Octodon degus (degu), 372 nucleotides. RefSeq names its product cytochrome c-like. Gene Ontology annotation, cellular component: mitochondrial intermembrane space. The transcript has a single exon. Gene Ontology annotation, molecular function: heme binding; electron transfer activity. The coding region runs from base 1 to 318 and encodes 105 amino acids. Lineage: Eukaryota; Metazoa; Chordata; Mammalia; Rodentia; Octodontidae. The record is from RefSeq and is a predicted model, not a curated record. Gene Ontology annotation, biological process: mitochondrial electron transport, ubiquinol to cytochrome c; mitochondrial electron transport, cytochrome c to oxygen.
AUGGGUGAUGUUGAGACAGGCAAGAAUAUUUUUGUACAAAAGUGUGCCCAGUGCCACACUGCUGAGGAGAGAAGCAAGCACAAGACCUGGCGGAAUCUCCAUGGUUUCUUUGAGGGGAAGACAGGUCAGGCUGCUGGAUUCUCUUACACAGAUGCCAACAAGAGCAAAGGUAUCACCUGGGGAGAGGACACACUGAUGGAGUAUUUGGAGACUCCCAAGAAGUACAUCCCUGGAACAAAAAUGAUCUUUGCUGGCAUCAAGGAGAAGGGAAAGAGGGCAGACUUACUAGCUUACCUCAAAAAGGAUACUAAUGAGUAAUAGUCACUGCCUUAUUUAUUACAGAACAGAAAUGUCUCAUGGCUUUUGUAUGUG